UCCAUUUCACAUGUGGGAGACCUAAGAGAAUAUGAAAAACAUUCUUGUGCUUUGUUCUACCUGCGGUUGGGGUAUCUCAAGACUUUCCAUGCCUUCCCACUAGCCUAACCGUUAUACACACACACACACACACCCUGUGGAGUUGUUUCUGCCCUCUAUAGUCACAACGAGGAAUUUACACUAAUGUUCCUGUAACUGCAAUUUAAAGAGUAACUGCAGUAAAUUCAGUAUGCUAGUCAAUGUCCCUGUAGAACAACAACACGUAUUUCAUUAUGAAAUAUGCACUUUAAACAGCUGUCCUAACUGUGUAUGAGCAGGCAAUGGUGAGGGCAGGAGUCCAGGUCACAGAAAAGAAAGAAGUUCUGGCAAUGGAAAAUGAGGGAGAUGCCCACAUUGUCUGGAGAGAGUCCCAGAUGGACAUCGCUUCAUCUGACGUCCUGAGCUGUGAGGAGACGGCCGACGCUGCAGUACCACGGCCUCUGUCGGUCAGGCGGCUGGUGGUGCGUCGUGGCCUGACCGUGCUCUUCAUGGUGCUCAUCCUCGCAGCGGGGAUACUCACCCACCAAAUGCUUCUCAAACACAAAUGACCGACACUAUACUGCUGGCUGUCUCACAGCUGUGUGGUUUGGGUUGAGUGCUACAUCACAUAGUAAUAUGCAGAGGUGGAAUGUAACCGAAUAGGCCUACAUUUACUCAAGUGCUGUACUUAGUACAAUUUUGACAUAGCCUACUUGUAUUUCACUUGAGUUUUUUUCAUUUCCUGCUACUUUCUGCUCUUAUACAUUUGAGAGGCAGAUAUUUACCUUUGUCUUUACUAUAUUUAUUUGACACUUAGAGUUAGUAGUUACUAUACUACUAAUCUACCCAGUAGUAUACAGAAUAUAUAAAAUUGGAUCCACAUAAUACUUUGAAAGGAGCCAUUAUGUAGAAUGAGACAUUUUACUUUUACUACUUUAAUUACAAUUUGCUACUAAUACUUUUUUCCUUACAUUUUAAAUUAGGACUUUUGUAAUUGAGUAUUUUAGGCUAAGGUAUUUCUACUUUUACUUAAGUUGAAGGUGCUGUA
Messenger RNA from Perca fluviatilis (European perch), 1066 nucleotides. RefSeq names its product multidrug and toxin extrusion protein 1-like. The record is from RefSeq and is a predicted model, not a curated record. Bases 321 to 587 code for a protein of 88 amino acids. NCBI's taxonomy places the organism in Eukaryota, Metazoa, Chordata, Actinopteri, Perciformes, Percidae. The transcript has 2 exons.